Dujonia railenensis is the source of this 1782-nucleotide messenger RNA. The record is from the annotation of a GenBank genome assembly. NCBI's taxonomy places the organism in Eukaryota, Fungi, Ascomycota, Pichiomycetes, Serinales, Debaryomycetaceae.
AUGACAGACAUCAGAGCUGAAAGAAUAAAUAGUACAAGACUCUCAGACGCCCAUGAUAAUAAUUUAAGUAAUGAUGUUGCAAUUGCAAUAGCAUCAGAGAGGGAUUAUUUGCACGAUAAUAAGGAACUCUCCGAAAGACUUGGAAAUGCUCACUUGAACAUAUUGCCUAAGAAAAAAUUAAUAGUAUGCCUUACGGCAAUGUCCCUUGGAUUGUUUAUUUCCUUUUCCGAUCAAACUUCAGUUACAAUAGCAUUACCACACAUUGGGGCUGAUCUUGAUGCUAACAAUACUAUUAACUGGGCAGGUACCUCAGCAUUGUUGGCGAAUUGUGUCUUCCAAAUUUUGUUCGGUAGACUCUCAGAUAUAUUCGGUCGCAAGGCAGUGUUAAUGACAUGCUUGUGUAUAUUGGCCGCUUCUGAUUUGGCUUGUGGAUUUGCUCAAACUGGGGUACAAUUUUAUAUCUUCAGAGCGUUUGCUGGUAUCGGUAAUGGGGGGAUUCAAUCUUUGACAAUGGUUAUUGUGAGCGAUAUUGUAUCUUUGAAAGAUAGAGGUAAAUAUCAAGGCUAUUUAGGUGCAAAUAUAGGCUUAGGUAACGCGAUUGGUCCCUUCAUAAUGGCAGGUUUCAUUACACAUCUGUCAUGGAGAAACUUUUACUAUAUGAUGACUCCGUUGGUGCUACUUGUUGCAGUAACGAUCUUCUUCUUGGUUAAAAAUCAAACUCAUGAAAAAUUAGACCUGGUUUUAUCCAACAAGGAGAAAUUUAAGAGCAUAGAUUAUUUGGGUAUGUUAUUUUCAAGCGCUGCAUUGACAUUAAUCUUGAUUCCUGUCAGUGGAGGAGGCUCCACCUACAAGUGGAACAGUCCACUAAUUAUUGCAAUGUUUGUAGUCGGGGGUAUCUGCGUCUGUAUUUUCCUUAUUAUUGAGUGGAAAACUGCCAAAUUGCCAAUGAUACCAUUGAGAUUGUUUAAGAAGUUGCUGUUAAGUAUCAUCUUAGGAUCCAACUUUUUCUUUGGAAUGGCUUAUUAUGGGUUCAUGUAUUACAUGCCAUAUUACUUUCUGAUUAUUAGGAACUUGGAUGUCCUUCACGUAACGAUUUUCGUGUUACCACUUGUCCUACCUCAAUCAAUCGUAUCCAUUUUUGCGGGCCAAGUUGUUUCGUAUACCGGCCAUUAUCUCCCAACAAUCAUAUUUGGUUACGUAAUUUGGUUUAUUAGUUGCUGUUUAUUACUUAUUUGGGGAGUGGACACCAACUAUGGAGUUUGUGUGGUUAUAUUGUUGGUUAUGGGUUCCGGUGUGGGUUGUACCUUCCAGCCAACUUUGGUUGCAGCACAGGCAAAUGCAAGAAAGUCCGAAAGAGCUGUCGUUAUAUCCGCUAGAAAUGUUAUCAGAUCUCUUGGUGGAUCCAUUGGGAUUGCUGUUGGUUCUUUAAUUGUAUCCAACUCAUUGUUGAACGAAAUUAAAAAAGCUGAAGCAAACCCACAAGACUACGGAGACAUCUCCCAAACUUACUUGGAUUAUUUGAAAGACCAUAUUUUCAAUCAUGUUCAAGUCACUGGUAUUUCUGAAUCUCAAUCACAUGUUGUGAGAGGCAUGUAUAUGAAAUCAGUAAAAGAUUUCUUCUACUUAAUGAUCCCAUUGAUUGCCGUUUGCUUAAUUAGCAUUUUCUUUGUAAAGGAUAGAGGAUUGCAAUGUUUGGAUGAAAUACCUGAAGAAGAAAAAAAACAAAAUGAUCCUGAAAGUACCCCUGAGAGCGCCAAUGAGACUCAUAUUGAACAAAAAUAG